Molecule: messenger RNA, 2258 nt
Organism: Paraphaeosphaeria sporulosa
Lineage: Eukaryota; Fungi; Ascomycota; Dothideomycetes; Pleosporales; Didymosphaeriaceae
Product: alcohol oxidase p68
Exons: 13
Coding region: 252-2249 (665 amino acids)
Molecular function (GO): flavin adenine dinucleotide binding; oxidoreductase activity, acting on CH-OH group of donors
Source: RefSeq, a predicted model, not a curated record
GGACAUUCGCUCGAGGGUACUUGCCGACGUUGAUGGUAUCAAGCUAGGACGCGAGUGGCACAGCCACGCCCAAUGUAUGGAGAUACAGCCAAGGAAUCGAAGGCCUACGCUGACAGGAUUGGCGCUGUCCAGACCAAUAUGUCAGAGCUUCUUGGAACCGACGCCCUCUCAAUGCGGGGUCUGCGGAGCUUAAGAAGGACAGCGCGCCAAUUCUAUUCAUCUUGUCCUCAUAGUGACAGUUUGACGACAAGAUGACGAUUCCAGACGAGGUCGAUAUCAUUGUUUGUGGUGGAGGGUCUUGUGGAUGUGUCGUCGCUGGACGAUUGGCCAACCUUGACCAUAAUCUCCAGGUCCUGCUUAUCGAAGGUGGAGAGAACAACCUGAACAACCCAUGGGUUUUUCGACCGGGGAUCUACCCCCGUAAUAUGAAGCUUGACAGCAAGACUGCCUCCUUCUACUACUCACGGCCCUCAGAAUGGCUCGAUGGACGUCGAGCUGUUGUACCCUGCGCUCACAUCUUGGGUGGCGGCAGUUCAAUCAACUUCAUGAUGUACACUCGUGCGUCUGCCUCAGACUACGAUGAUUUCCAAGCAAAGGGUUGGACCACCAAGGAGCUCAUUCCAUUGAUGAAGAAACACGAGACGUACCAACGUUCAUGCAACAACCGAGACAUACACGGCUUCGAGGGCCCCAUCAAGGUCUCAUUCGGAAAUUACACGUACCCUAUCAAAGAGGAUUUCCUACGCGCUUCCGAGUCUCAGGGUAUUCCGACCACGGACGAUCUCCAAGACCUGGUCACUGGUCAUGGUGCCGAGCAUUGGCUGAAGUGGAUCAACCGCGAUACCGGACGUCGAAGCGACUCUGCCCAUGGGUAUAUCCACAGCACUCGCGCUGUCCACCAGAACCUGCACUUGGCUGUCAACACUAAGGUCGACAAGGUUAUUCUUGAGGGUGGCAAGGCGGUCGGAGUACAGACCGUACCAACCAAGCCACUUCACCCUAAUCAGAAGCACAGCAAGAUCUACAGAGCUCGAAAGCAGAUCAUCGUGUCCGGUGGUACUCUUAGCUCGCCCUUGAUCCUUCAGCGAAGCGGUAUUGGUGACCCCGAGAAGCUCCGCAAGGCUGGCGUGAAGCCGUUAGUUGACCUUCCCGGUGUGGGAUUAAACUUCCAAGACCACUACUUGACCUUCUCCGUCUUCCGCGCUAAGCCGCACGUCGAGUCGUUUGAUGACUUCGUUCGGGGCGACCCGAAAACGCAGGAGGCAGUCUUCCAACAAUGGAACCUCAACGGCACUGGGCCAUUGGCGACUAACGGCAUCGAAGCCGGGGUGAAGAUCAGGCCUACCGAGGAGGAGCUGAAGGCGAUGGACUCCUGGCCUUGCAAGGAAUUCAGAUCGGGCUGGGACAGCUACUUCAAGAAUAAGCCAGACAAGCCGGUCAUGCACUACUCUGUCAUCGCCGGAUGGUUCGGUGACCAUAUGCUCAUGCCACCGGGCAAGUUCUUCACCAUGUUCCAUUUCCUGGAGUAUCCGUUCUCUCGUGGAUCGACGCAUAUUGUAUCGCCAAAUCCUUACGAGGCACCCGACUUCGAUGCAGGCUUCAUGAAUGACAAGCGAGAUAUGGCGCCCAUGGUCUGGGGCUACAUCAAGUCCCGCGAGACGGCACGACGUAUGGACGCCUACGCCGGGGAGGUUCAGGCCAUGCAUCCAUUUUACUCAUUUGACAGCCCUGCUCGAGCCAAAGACCUGGAUCUGGCUACUACGAAUGCGUACGCCCUCCCUGGAAACCUCACCGCCGGUAUUCAGCAUGGCUCGUGGAGCAUGCCUGUCGAGAAGGGCCGCGAUCCGGAACCUACGUUCCUCAAUUCCAAUUGUCAGCACGUCCUGGAGGAUCUAAAGUACACAAAUGAGGAUAUUAAACACAUCGAGGACUGGACGAAACGUCACGUUGAGACUACAUGGCACUCUCUAGGCACCUGCUCUAUGGCACCCAAGGAGGGCAACUCAAUCGUCAAGCACGGCGUACUCGAUGAACGCCUCAAUGUACAUGGCGUGAAGAACCUCAAGGUUGCGGAUCUGUCCAUCUGUCCAGACAACGUCGGCUGCAACACCUACUCCACCGCGCUGCUCAUUGGCGAGAAGUGCGCUGUUCUCACCGCCGAGGACCUGGGUUACUCUGGCUCCGCGCUCGACAUGAAGGUUCCAACGUACCACGCGCCGCGCGAGAUCACCGGCUUGUCGAGGCUGUAGAUAGUUUUC